Molecule: messenger RNA, 3433 nt
Organism: Lepisosteus oculatus (spotted gar)
Lineage: Eukaryota; Metazoa; Chordata; Actinopteri; Semionotiformes; Lepisosteidae
Gene: cdh18a
Product: cadherin 18, type 2a
Biological process (GO): cell morphogenesis; adherens junction organization; cell-cell junction assembly
Cellular component (GO): adherens junction; plasma membrane; catenin complex
Molecular function (GO): cadherin binding; calcium ion binding
Source: RefSeq, a predicted model, not a curated record
AGCAGAAGGAGUCUAGGCUCAGAACAGAGAGAGACUGAGAGAAAAAAAACAGGAGAAGAGUGAGACGCGGAGACAAAGCUGCUUGGUAUAUGCUUGUUACUGUCUAAUAAUACUGAUACCUUCUAACUCAUUCCAUGGACAAUUUACUGACUUCAUUUGUAUGAAAAUGAUUCUAGUCCUGGGAUCUCCAGCAUGACAGGAGCUCAUGAAUUCCUGCUCCCAUGAACAUGUAAAAUUUACCAGCUGCAUCCUUUCCUGAAGAUUCACUGUCUCCAUACCUGAAACACUUUUUGAGCUUGCAGUUGAAACCUCAAUUCCAACUAAACAGGUAUAGAAUUGUUUCCAGUAUUACCAAGCUGUCACUGCAAGCCCUGUGGAUGAAAAAUAGCAUUAGCAUGGAUCUGCAGAAGAACAAUAAAGUAAGACUAGUCAUUAGGGAAAAAAGGCAAGAUUACCAAGAUCCAAGUGAGAGGAAAAGGUGAGAGAGUCUUCUAUUUACUUGUGAUCACCAAUACCACUCUACUAAAAUUCAACUCAAAGGAAAAAUUGCUUCCUUCUCUGGCACUACAAACCUGAAGACUCAGGCUAAUACAGUUUAAUGAGGGCGGGCAAAAUGUACGGCUGUUGUAACCUCUGGUAAAGCUUCCAGAAAACAUACUUCAAGUUUAUUACUGUCCUUCCAUGAUGUAAAUACAGCUUGCAAUUUCCCCUAAUGGGCAGUUAAACCAUGAACUUUAAAAGAACUCUUUGGACUGGCCUCCUAAUUUGGAAUUAGUACUGCCUGCAUUGAGCCGUGAGGGGAUUUGCUAUACCAAGGUACAGGGAACUUUGAAAGCACAUUCCCUACCAUGAGAAUUGCGACCACAUCCUGCCUCUGUCCUUUUCUGGUCUGCCUCUGCUUUGUUCAGAGGUGCUACGGGACAUCUCAUCACAGUUCAAUAAAAGUGACAAAAAAUCAAACCAAACAUAUAGAAGGAGAGACAGAGGUGCACCAUCGGCCAAAACGUGGCUGGGUUUGGAACCAGUUCUUUGUUUUAGAAGAGCACAUAGGACCGGACCCUCAAUAUGUUGGAAAGCUGCACUCCAACUCAGAUAAAGGAGAUGGAUCAGUCAGCUACAUUCUCACUGGUGAAGGGGCUGGCACUAUAUUUAUUAUUAAUGAGAUCACAGGGGACAUCCAUGCAACGAAAAGUCUGGAUCGGGAAAAGAAGACACACUAUGUAUUGCAUGCGCAAGCCAUUGAUCGACGGACAAACAAGCCUCUGGAGCCUGAAUCUGAGUUUAUUAUUAAAGUUCAAGACAUCAAUGACAACGCACCAAAAUUUCCCGAUGGUCCAUUUAUUGCAUCUGUACCAGAAAUGUCCGAAGUUGGUACAUCUGUUCUCCAGGUGACUGCAACUGAUGCAGAUGAUCCCACAUAUGGAAAUAGUGCUAGAGUAGUGUACAGUAUUCUCCAAGGACAGCCUUAUUUCUCUGUUGAUCCCAAAACUGGUGUAAUCAGGACUGCCUUAUCCAACAUGGACCGAGAAGCCAGAGAGCAGUAUUCCGUUGUCAUUCAAGCCAAAGAUAUGGCAGGACAGGUUGGAGGGCUUUCAGGAUCAACCACUAUAAAUAUCACACUAACAGAUGUCAAUGACAACCCACCUAAAUUUCCCCAGAAAAAUUACCAGCUGUAUGUUCCAGAAUCUGCUCAAGUUGGAAAAGCAGUUGGUAAAAUCAAGGCAAAUGAUGAUGAUAUCGGAAUUAAUGCAGAAAUAAAGUACAGCAUCACAAAUGGAGAUGGGGUUUCAGUGUUUGCCAUUUCCACUGACAAAGAUACAAGAGAAGGCAUCAUUUCACUGAAAAGGCAACUGAAUUAUGAAAAAAAGAAAAGCUAUACUCUUCACAUAGAAGGAGCAAAUACUCACCUUGAUCCUCGAUUUUUACACCUUGGGCCAUUCAAAGACACAACAACCCUGAAGAUCAUUAUUGGAGAUGUGGAUGAACCACCUGCAUUCUCAAUUGAUUCUUACGUGAUGAAUGUUUCUGAAAAUGCAAGGAUCGGUACUGAGGUGGGAACAGUGACAGCACAGGACCCUGACAGUGCCAGCAGUGCAAUCAGGUAUUUCAUUGACCGCAGCUUACAUGGAGAUAAGUAUUUCAAUAUUGACGCCAAUACUGGAGCCAUUAAGACUGCAAAAAAACUUGACAGGGAAGAAAUGCCUUGGCAUAAUAUCUCAGUGAUUGCCUCAGAGGUUGACAACCCCAGUCUCCUCAGUCAUGUUUCUGUAAUGGUUCAGGUUUUAGAUGUGAAUGACAACCCGCCUGAGCUUGCCAGUGAUGGGGAUGUAGUUGUUUGUGAGAAUUCAAGACCUGGGCAGGUGAUUCAGACAAUACGUGCUGUAGACAAAGAUGAUUUUGCCAAUGGACCCCGAUUCCACUUCUCUCUAACAACUGAUCUUCCAAGUAACCCAAACUUCACACUGAAGGACAAUGAAGAUAACACAGCUAGCAUUUUUGCCAGAAGACGGAAAUUUAGCCGAACAACACAAGAUUUGUAUCAUCUGCCAAUUGUGAUCUCCGAUGGGGGUGAACCUAAUCUCAGUAGCACGAGUACCCUCACUCUGCGGGUGUGUGCAUGUGAACACAAUGGGAAAGUAAGAACAUGCCAUGCAGAAGCAUUCCUUUCAUCAGCAGGUCUUAGCACUGGAGCCCUUAUUGCCAUACUGCUUUGCGUCAUUAUUCUACUUGCAAUUGUUGUACUUUUUAUCACUCUCAGAAGAAGCAAGAAAGAGCCACUUAUUAUAUCUGAGGAGGAUGUUAGAGAGAAUGUCGUUACAUAUGAUGACGAGGGAGGGGGAGAGGAAGACACUGAAGCUUUUGACAUCAUAGCAUUAAGGAACCCAGCAGCUGCAGAAGAACUGAAAUUCCGCAGAGAUGUCAGGCCAGAGGUACAAAGGGUUCCAAGGCAGAGCCCACCUUCAGUCCUGGAUAAUGUGGAUGUACAGGAAUUUAUUAAACAAAGACUGAUCGAAGCUGACCUUGACACUAGUGUUCCUCCUUAUGAUUCUCUCCAGACCUAUGCAUACGAAGGGCAUGGAUCACCCGCUGGAUCAAUCAGCUCUCUUGAUUCAGCAACCACACACUCAGAGCAAGAUUAUACUUAUCUUUGUGACUGGGGACCAGAAUUCCAGAAACUGGCAGAACUCUAUGGAGAGUCAGAUCGAACCACCUAGCUUGUGCUAUUGUAAACAAAACCCGUCAGCUAAAUAAUAAAAAAGCUUUUGAACUGUACUAUUUGUUCACGUUUACUAGAGAAUCCAGUGCCCUUUUUAUUUUCAAACGUGGGUUUUACAUGUGCAAGAACAAUGCCUGAUUUUGAACAAUACAGAAUAACAGGAUUUUUUCCCCUGGUGUAUAUUUUUUAUUGCUAAAUAAAGUCCAUAGUUCCAGA